Molecule: messenger RNA, 1693 nt
Organism: Lolium perenne
Lineage: Eukaryota; Viridiplantae; Streptophyta; Magnoliopsida; Poales; Poaceae
Molecular function (GO): RNA binding
Source: RefSeq, a predicted model, not a curated record
GAUGAAUCCAUAAGCUGGUUUUUUUCCUGACAAGGACACAAAUCUGCUCCCCGACCCUCUUCUCUCGCGAGGGCGAUUCCUGCGCCGAGGCAUCCACCUCUCCGCCGCCGAAAUCUUCUCCUUCUUCGUCGUCAAGUUACUACUGUGAGCUGAGUGAGAUAAAGAGUGGAGGUCGCCAAUUCAGCGUCAAGAGUGAGGGAGAGUCUCAGACUUGGGAGCCUUUUCCUUUCGACAUAUAGCUUGAGAGGGAUCCAGGGUUAAAUCUCCGUGCUUGCUGCUGAAGGAAUAUAGACCGGGAGUUUUCUUGGCCUGAGAACAACAAGAGAGCUGCGUAGUGAUAGCAUGGCUUCAAAGCUUGUGGUUCUUGGAAUCCCCUGGGAUGUCGAUACCGAAGGAUUAAAAGAGUACAUGACCAAGUUUGGCCCCCUGGAUGACUGCAUCGUUAUGAAGGAUCGCUCAUCUGGUCGAUCUCGUGGUUUUGGAUACGUGACAUUUUCGUCUGUAGAGGAUGCAAAGAAUGUCGUGAACUCCGAGCAUAUUCUUGGAGACCGAACUCUGGAAGUGAAGAUAGCAACUCCCAAGGAAGAAAUGCGACCUCCAGGAAACAAGAAAGCUACCAGGAUAUUUGUUGCUCGAAUUCCACAGUCUGUGGAUGAGGCAAUGUUUCGCAGGCAUUUUCAAACUUUUGGAGAAAUAACAGAUCUUUAUAUGCCCAAGGAAUUGGGUUCAAAAGACCAUCGUGGAAUUGGGUUUGUCACUUUCCGGAGUGCUGAAUGUGUGGACAAUCUUAUGCAAGAAACCCAUGAGUUUGAUGGUACGACUGUUGUUGUUGACCGUGCAACUCCCAAGCAGGAUGAAGAUGUGAGACACCCUCCAAGGAGAGCCGCACAUGGUGAUGGAAGGAGAGCCGCGCAUGGUGAUGGUGGUUAUGGUUCAUACAAUGCAUACAUUACAGCUGCUACCAGAUACGCAACUCUGGGUGUACCAACACUGUAUGAUCAUCCUGGACCUGCUUAUGGAAGAGGGUACUUACAUGAGCCCGUUGCAACAAGCAAAAAGAUAUUUAUUGGUAGACUUCCCCAAGAAGCAAAUACUGAUGAUUUAUGGGACUACUUUGGUCGAUUUGGCAGAAUCGUUGAUGCUUACAUCCCAAAGGAUCCUAAAAGAAGUGGCCACCGUGGUUUUGGUUUUGUUACUUUUGCUGAAGAUGGUGUAGCAGAUCGUGUAGCACGAAGAAGUCAUGAAAUUCUGGGACAGGAGGUUGCUGUAGACUCAGCUGAACCAGUUGAGGGUGGCGGCUCGAGAGGAGGCAGUUACAUGGAACCGCCAGGGCCAUAUGGAGCUUAUGGCCCAAUGCUGUCUUAUGGCCAGUUCUCCGGCAGUCUUGGUUAUGAUUAUGGUUAUGGUCCCAGUGGAGGCAGCGGCAGCAGCACCAGCAGGUCAAGAGUACAUCCACGGUACAGACCGUACUGAGGCAUCUUCUUGGAGCUUGUACCAGAGCAUCGUGCGACGGGAUUUUUAACGUGAAAAAAUACUACUAUUUAUAUCAUACUGAGAAAAAUGGGAGUGUACAAGGAUAUUCUGCUGUCUGGAUGCUAGUAGGGUCGUGUAUUGUUAUGUCCACUUAUCUUGCUCAGGAUAUUGGCAACACGUUUUCUUGGGCUUGGGAAGAAAAUCCUAUGAGUCCUAUGCU